This is a messenger RNA of Aspergillus mulundensis, 1623 nucleotides long. RefSeq lists its product as uncharacterized. Gene Ontology annotation, biological process: amino acid transmembrane transport. The transcript has 5 exons. The record is from RefSeq and is a predicted model, not a curated record. Bases 1 to 1623 code for a protein of 540 amino acids. Gene Ontology annotation, molecular function: amino acid transmembrane transporter activity. Lineage: Eukaryota; Fungi; Ascomycota; Eurotiomycetes; Eurotiales; Aspergillaceae. Gene Ontology annotation, cellular component: membrane.
AUGGCUAACGAAGUCCUCAAACAGCCGGCUACCGGCAUAGAGCCAAAGGCCGAAGCAGACAUCGAGCGCGUCGCCACCUCCUCGUCCGAACAGAAUGGCUCGUCUAUGCAGAUCGACCCUGACAAUGUUGGAUAUCAUCGCUCCCUCACGAGACGGAAGGUCAUGAUGAUGACCUUUGGUGCUGGAAUUGGGACGGGCCUGUGGGUUGGGACGGGGCAGGCGCUGCAUUAUGCUGGUCCUGCCGGUCUCGCUGUCACGUAUACGCUUACUGCGAUGAUCGUCUACGCCCAGUACAGCUCCAUCGGCGAGAUGACAACGUACCUCCCCCUCCACGGCGGGUUCAUAAGACAAUGCGCCGAGUUCGUAGACCCAGCAUUUGGCUUCGCAAUCGGUAUCAACUUUUGGUUCGCUUGGGUAAUGAUCAUCCCCGCCGAAAUUACCGCCGCCGUAUCCGUGCUGCAAUUCUGGCCGUCAACAAACGCCAUACCCCUCGCAGCAUACAUAACAAUCUUCCUCGUCGCCAUGGGCCUCGCCAACGUCUUCCACGUCAAGAUAUACGGGUACAUCGAGUACUACAUGAGCUUCAUCAAAUGCGCCGCCGUGGUCCUGAUGAUAUUCUUCCUGUUCAUCAUGACGUCCGGCGGAAUCCCAGCAACACACGGUCCCAUUAUCUUCACCUACUGGAAGAACCCUGGCGCAUUCAACAACGGGAUCAAGGGGAUCGCGAAGAGCUUCGUCCAGGCCGCGUUCUCGUUCGGAGGGGGCGAGCAUAUCGCCGUCAUUGCAGGCGAGGUUGCGUCGCCGCGGUCCACGAUCCGCAAGACAGUCCGGCCUGUCUUCUGGCGGAUGUUCACGUUCUUUGUGCUCAAUAUCUGGCUUGUUGGGAUGUGCGUUCCCUACGACGACCCCGAUCUCGUUAAUGGGUCUGGGACGUUGGGCAGUCCGUUUGUCAUUGCGCUCAAACGCGCGGAUGUAUGGGGGCUCGCGCAUGCGAUCAACGGGUUCAUCUUCCUGUCUGUAAUUAGUUGCGGGAUCACGAGUGUCUAUGUGGCGAGUCGAAGCCUGACUGCCCUGUCCGAUCUGGGGAUCAUCCACGGGGCGUUCGGGCGGAAGGACGCUGCCGGACGGCCGUGGGUUGCGAUUGCCAACAGUCUGGCGAUUGGAGGCGGCCUGUGCUAUCUCAACGUUGACGGGACGGGGGUUAUCGUGUAUGGGUGGUUUUCGAGCUUGGUAUGCACUUCUCCCCCCUCUCCUCAGAAAGGGCCGGGUUCUAACGUGAGAAUGAAUGCAGGUCGCAAUCGCAACGCUCUUCCAAUGGGCAUCCAUCUACAUCGCGCACCUGCGGUUCCGGAACGGCCUUCGUGCCCAAGGGAAGAGCCUUGCCGAUCUCCCCUUCAAGGGCCUGUUGACCCCGUACGCGCAGUACUUCAGUCUGCUGAUCGUGCUGUUUAUUUUCGGUGGUGGUUCAAGACGAAGAUUGUCAAGCCCAGCGAGAUGGACUUUUCGGCCGCAGUCGUGUUUGACGAGAUGGAGAGGAUCGAUGAGAUGGCAGCUAUGGAAGAGAAGGAGAGGGAUGGCAAGAAGUCGUGGGUGAAGAGGGCGCAGUAUUUGAUCUUUGGAUAG